Molecule: messenger RNA, 946 nt
Organism: Misgurnus anguillicaudatus (oriental weatherfish)
Lineage: Eukaryota; Metazoa; Chordata; Actinopteri; Cypriniformes; Cobitidae
Source: RefSeq, a predicted model, not a curated record
UGAAUUAAAUCAUUCUAUUUUUAAAAGUGCCAUAAUUCUGGAGUGACAAAAAAGAAGAAAAUAGUGCUUGUGCAUAACAAAGAGCAUCAGUGCAAUAAGACAUGUAAAAAAUUAAUAAAUCAAGAAAGAUUCAAAAACAGUUCAAACUGAUUUAAAGAGUUUAAAAUAUAUUAUUUUAUAUGUAGCCUAGACAAAAUGCAUAAGCCUUGACAUCAUAAUAACAUUAUCUACCAUUUACCAAAAAAAUAACUUUUUUACACUCUCAUUAGUCCUCUAACCUUGUGAAUUACCUGUCAUCUGUAAAGUCGCUUUAAAUAAGAUGAAACACAUCAAGAGAAACUUCCUGUAAAUUACAUUGGCAAGCUCCUUCUCAUUGUUUCUUCAUAUCAGUCCAUACACUCACACACGCAAAGACACCGUAACAGCAAACGGGCAACGUCAACAAAUCACUUUUCAGAAUGUCGAGCCAAGUGAUCUCAACUGACAACGGUAAAGUUGUCAUCCAAAUAAAUCCACUGAUAAACCAAGAAAGUGCUGAAGGAAAAGAUAAGAGAGGAACGUAUGCACCCCUCCAAUGGUUUCUUAAAGUACAACCAAAGUCACUGGGGACUGUGCAGAUUAUGAUUGGAGUGGUGACCCUGAUGAUUGGUAUUGUGUUCAUUAAUAAAAUUGACCAUUUCAUGUUAACUGUCAUCAGUGGCAUAAACUUCUGGGGAUCUUUCAUUUACAUCAUUGCUGGGUCUCUGUCUGUUGUUGCAGAAAAUAAACUCAAUUCCUGUGUGGUAAAAGCUUCACUUGGAAUGAAUGUGAUCAGUGCUGUGACUGCAGGUGUUGCUAUUAUUCUGCUGUCCAUAGAUCUAGCAUCUGUGGCGUACUAUGGAUAUUAUUACAGAGAGAAUGAACGUUUAUUUCAAGCCUUUCAGGUACCAUAAUUACUUUUACUACA